Hemibagrus wyckioides is the source of this 4304-nucleotide messenger RNA. RefSeq names its product probable phosphatase phospho1. The transcript is spliced from 4 exons. Gene Ontology annotation, molecular function: phosphatase activity. The record is from RefSeq and is a predicted model, not a curated record. Lineage: Eukaryota; Metazoa; Chordata; Actinopteri; Siluriformes; Bagridae. The coding region runs from base 868 to 1698 and encodes 276 amino acids.
CUGGCCAAUAGAUGUUGAAGCUGGGUAAGAUAAGGUUGGGGUCAUAUGCUUAAAACUCUUCUGUAAUGUUGCAAUGGGAAUUUGCAACACUGCCUUUGGACUGGAGUUCAGAUUAGUGUGCUCCACUAAUAAGGGACUCACAGUCCUCACAGACUCCGAAGAUGAAGUCACCAGAGAUGUGGACAUGAUUCAGGAGGAACUAGGCGAGUUCUUUAGAGCGUGUGGAAGACUGGACAAGCUCUUGCUCAGAGAUACCAGUGACCCUGACUGCUUCUGCUUGCUGGAUCUGCCUGAUCCAUCUUGAUGCCUACAUCUGGCUGGAGUCUCAUCAUUUAGAGGCUGCUUGCUGCUGCUGAAGAUGCUCCACAUGCAGCCUGGAGAUACAUGGGACUGCUGUAGAUAGAAUCACUUAGAGACCACAGAAAUGACUUUGGACUGCAAUCACCCUGGUCAGUUUGGUUCUCAGGUCUCUAUCAGUGGACAGUCGAUAACUUCAAGAAGUUAUGAAUUACAACUAGAACUGCAGGGUCGCCACAGCGGAUCAUUUGGUCCGCAUGUUUUGAUUUGGCACAGGUUUUAUGCCGGAUGCCCUUCUUGAUGCAACCCUCCUAUUUAAUCCGGGCUUGGGACCAGCACUGAGAGUUAACUCUUCAGUGGCUGGGUUUGUGUCCUGCCCGGGAAUCGAACCCCAGGCCGCGGCAACGAGAGCAUGGGAUCCUGCCACUGGGCCACCACUACAUUUUGAACAUCCCGGUCUUGAAACCAAAUUCUCACUAAAGACAAUAUUUAUGACGUCAGCCGACGCACUGUCGCCGCGCGAGUCUGACGUCAUCAGCCCCUCCUCACGCUUCGUCCGAUGCGGCUGAGAUGUCCCGGAGCUCGCGCGCCGCAGCACAGAACCGCGCGACCUUCAACCGGUACUGUUACUGCUGUUUAUUUAUCGAGAGGAUAACCAGCAGCAUGGCCGCCCGCUUCCUGUUUCUCUUUGACUUUGACGAGACGCUGAUCAACGAGAACAGCGACAACUCGGUGGUCCGUGCCGCACCGUUCCAGAAACUUCCUGAGGCCCUGAGCAAGAACCACCAGCCCAGAUUCUUCCUGGAGCACUCGCAGCAAAUCAUGAAGUUUCUGAGCGAGAGCGGCGUCGCAGAGGACGCCAUCCGGGCCGCAAUCCAGCAAAUCCCAGCCUCUCCGGGUGGAGCGGUGCUUCUCAACUUCCUGUUGGCUCGGGAAGACUUUGAGUGCGUCAUCGUCUCGGAUGCGAACUCGUACUUCAUCGAGACGUGGUUACGACAUGCUGGAGCUCACAAACUUUUCACCAAGGUUUUCACCAAUCCAGCAGAAUUCAACACAAACGGACGCCUUGUCCUGCGGCCUUUUCACUCCCACUCCUGCCCCAAGUGCCCGGAAAACAUGUGCAAGCAGGCCAUCCUGAGAGAGUACGUGAGCAAAAGGGCAAAGGAACGAGGGGAACCUUUCCGAAAGGUAUUUUAUAUAGGCGACGGAGAAAAUGACAUCUGUCCCACGUUAGCGUUGGGACAAAAUGAUACAGUUUUCCCCAGGAGAGGAUUCCCGAUGCAUAAGAUCAUCCAGGAUCUGCACAAAACGCAGCCCGGUAUGUAUAAACCCUCGGUAGUGCCCUGGGACCGAGGCGAAGAUGUAGUAGACUUCCUGAAGAAGGUCCUACAGGAGAAAUAAUCUGCUGGAGCAGAUGAGUGAAAGAAAACAAAUAAAAGAAAGGAGGAGGAAGGAGGGAGAUGAAGUUACUGACAGAUACCUAAUACACAAACCAGCACCUGAGACAUGAUUAGCCUUGCAUGAACCCCGCUAAGACACUACACCAGAAUAGACAAGGUCACAGUGAGUGAGUGUGUGUGUGUGUGUGUGUGCGUGUGUGUUUGUAUGUCGAGGCUGAAUGAAACUCUCAUGACUGAGCAUUUAACAAUGAUGUACAAUAUCACACAGAGAAAUGGCUUCCGGCUAAAGGCUAAUGCAAGGCUAACCUUUGUUAUUGUCUUCCAGAACUCAAACACACACACACACACACACACACACACACACACACAUAUAUAUAUAUAUAUAUAUAUAUAUAUAUAUAUAGGCCAGUAUUAAUAAUACAAUCAUUAAUGCUAAUAUACACAAAUUCAAAUGCUAAUAGAUCCAGAGAUUAGUUGUUCCUGUAAGCUAAUGUCAAGCUAAUCUCUCUCUCUCUCUCUCUCUCUCUCACACACACACACACACACACACAUUUCUUGUGUAUGCUGAUUAUCACCAUGAAAAUACUUCACAGAGACACUGAACAUUGUGAACAAACAUCACAGACAAAAUGGCGGCACACAGAGGAAAAGUUCUACUGCACUGCAGACUUCACAAAUUUUUAUGACAGACACAUUAGAGACACGUCUCUGUAUGUUUUAGGUUUGUAGUUAUCGUGGGUUUUUUUGUCCUGAAUAAUGCUAAACGGAAGACUUUUUUUACUCUAGCUAGCGUCAUCAGAAACCAUUCACUUUUCCAGUAGACAUCAUCACAGAGCCACAGAAAACCGAACCUUAUCGAAUGGUUUGAAAUGGAAAUUUUAUAAGCGUGGUUUCAUCGUCUCCUGCCAUAUAUACCAUCUCUCACUCUUAGUAAAGGUGUACGGAGAUGUUAGGAAGAAAAACAAGGCUUGGAAGGAAGCAGUAGAGUUUGUUGGUUUUUGUAGCAGUGUUUAAUAGCAACCAGUAAAAUCACUCACAGGAAAAUACAGCAGAAUAAUCAGCAUCUCAUUUCCUCAUCCAGUCAUUUUUCUUCUGAUCUCAUUCUUUUCUCUUUACAACAUAACUUCAUCUCUUUUUCUCCUCUUUUUCUUCAAAACUUUCUCUCUCAUCCUCUCGGUUUCCUGUCCUUCAUUUCUGUAGUUGUUUAAUUUUAAAAUCUUCAUUUCUUAAAGUUCUUAUAUCUAUUUUUUGUGUCUCGUUUUUCAUCGGCUCGUCUCAGGUUACUUGGUAAAAGCGUCUCUUGUUUUUACGUCUCAUCCUGCGCUGUCAUUUCCUCACCUUAUCUUGCCCCCCCCCCAUUUUAUCACUUUUCUAUUCACUUUUUUGCAUCUCAUUUGGAGCUUUCUUGUACUCUUUCAGCUUGUGUUUCUUGUGUCAUUUCUUUCAUCUGAAUCGUUUUUUUUUUUCAAUUUCAUAUUUCCUGUUGUCUUCUCUUAUUUUUCAUCGACUCAUCUCCCUCUUCCUUAUCGUGUGUUGUUUUGCCUGGCUUCUUCUCGUCAAGUCUAGUUGUUCCUCAUCUUAUCUUGCUUUUUUCUUAUCUUAUCUUGUUUUUACCUGCACUGGCUUAUCACUUCUCACGUAGUUUCAAUUUUCCCUGCCUCAUCUCGCGUUUCCUCGUUUCGUUUUUUUUCCCUCUUCUCGUCUUACCACUUGAACUCCUGAUGCUGACUUUUGUAAGCCGAACAAACUUACAGGUGCUCUGAAGAUUUUUUGUUAGGUAAUCCUUGUGAUCCCUUCCUCAUGAAACCAAAGUAGCUGUUUAAUAAGAUGCGAUAUUAUUUUAAUAAUAAAUCAAUAUGUAAAGUGUGAUUACGGAUUAUAAAGCCAUUAUGACAAAGCAUGUAAGAACAAUUGUGUGUAUGGUAAUAGUUGUAGUAUAUUUAUCGUGUUUUGUGUAUUGACCUUCCUGAUUUUAAGAUUUUAAGACUUUAAAGACUUUUAGAUGGUGUUUGGCGACACCUAGUGGUGCUGCAUCAGUAUUACAGUGUGUGCUGAGAAUGUGGAAGGUGCUGGAACUCUGGACACUGGUUCGAAAGCAGGAUGAUGUUUCAUGUACAUCUAACGUCAGGUAUAGAAAUAAAUGAUUACACAAUGAUCAUAAAAUGUCAUUCAGGUUUAAUUUGGUUCCUGCUGUCUAUCAAGAAAAAGCAACAACAAUAAAGUGCGGCAUUUUAUGGAAAGUUAUAGCUGCGUAUUAUAACUCUCUCUCAAUAAUCUCUCUGUUUUCUUUUCAUUACAGAAUCUUGUGCACUACGGAGCACACUAACAAUCCCUUAUUGUGAGGGAACAUGGUCACUUUGUGUCAUAAACACCAUCAAAGUCCACUGUGAAUAUUUAUUAACAUGUUAGGCUAAUAAGUUUUUGCUUAUUAUAUGCACGAGAUCUUAGCAAUGAAAGGGAUUAAAGCCAUUAGACAAAAAGGUAAUUAUUAUUAUUAUUGAAUGGAGAGUUUCGCUCUGUAUUUACUGAUUGUAUUUAAAAAGAGAAAAAAAAUGUAAGUAUUAAUCUUUAUUUUACUGAUUUAUGCAAAUAUGAAUAAAAAAUCGA